Columba livia (rock pigeon) is the source of this 2311-nucleotide messenger RNA. RefSeq names its product cathepsin S (gene CTSS). The transcript has 8 exons. Gene Ontology annotation, cellular component: lysosome. NCBI's taxonomy places the organism in Eukaryota, Metazoa, Chordata, Aves, Columbiformes, Columbidae. Gene Ontology annotation, molecular function: cysteine-type endopeptidase activator activity involved in apoptotic process; cysteine-type endopeptidase activity. Gene Ontology annotation, biological process: positive regulation of peptidase activity; positive regulation of apoptotic signaling pathway; immune response. The coding region runs from base 311 to 1309 and encodes 332 amino acids. The record is from RefSeq and is a predicted model, not a curated record.
UCCCGCUUCAGAGCCGCGUGACGGCCGCGCCGGCUCCCAGCGAAGCGAAAACGAAAUCAGAGCGUUUCCUCAUUUCCUGGCUCGUGAUUUGUCCAGCAAAUUGCAGCUGGUGUCCCGGUUUCUGUCCCGGUGUCCGUCCCGGUGUCUGUCCCGCUGUCCGUCCCGGCGCUGGGGACACUCCGCUCUGUCCCCGUCACCCGCGGGUCCGGACGCGCCACCCAACAAGCAGCUUUGCCAGGGGUCAAUUGCGGCUCCGAGCCCUCAGCUCCCGGCACAGGUGACACCGAGUCCCCGGUCCCGGCGGAGCGGGAUGAAGCUCCUGGUGGUUGUCACCGUCCUGGGGACCGUCACCGUCCUGGUGGCGCCGGGACAGCCCGACCCCGCGCUGGACUGGCACUGGCAGCUCUGGAAGAAAACCUACGGCAAGGAGUAUCGGCACGAGGAGGAGGAAGGGCAGCGGCGGGUGACGUGGGAGAGGAACCUGCGCCUGGUGACGCUGCACAACCUGGAGCACUCGCUGGGGCUGCGCUCCUACCAGCUGGCCAUGAACCACCUGGGGGACAUGACCAGUGAGGAAGUGGCGGCUUCAUUAACCGGGCUCAAGGUUUCUGCUCGGGCAAACCGGAGCUCCCGGUACCGCCCGCAGCGCCGCGGCGGGACCCCGGACACGGUGGACUGGAGGGACCAGGGCUGCGUCACCGAGGUGAAGAACCAGGGCGCGUGCGGGUCGUGCUGGGCCUUCAGCGCCGUGGGGGCCCUGGAGGGGCAGGUGAAGCUGAAGACGGGCAAGCUGGUGUCCCUGAGCGCCCAGAACCUCGUUGACUGCUCUGCCAUGUACGGGAACAAGGGCUGCGAGGGAGGCUUCAUGACCAGCGCCUUCCAGUACAUCAUCGACAACGAGGGCAUCGACUCGGACGAGUCCUACCCCUACACGGCCCAGAACGGGACGUGCCGGUACAACGCGUCCAAUCGCGCCGCCACCUGCUCCAAGUACGUGGAGCUGCCGUACGGCGACGAGGCCGCCCUGAGGGACGCCGUGGCCACCGUGGGGCCAGUGGCCGUGGCCAUCGAUGCCACCCAGCCCACCUUCUUCUUGUACAAGUCAGGCGUGUACGACGACCCGCGGUGCACGGACGAGGUGAAUCACGCCGUGGUCGUCAUCGGCUAUGGGACCCUCAACGGUAAAGACUAUUGGCUCGUGAAAAACAGCUGGGGGGUGCACUUCGGCGACGCCGGCUACAUCCGCAUGGCGAGGAACCACCACAACCACUGCGGCAUCGCCAGCUUCGCCUGCUACCCGCUGCUGUAGAGCCCGUUAACCCCCGUGUGUCCACACCGACCCGCCGGCACGGCGAGGAACCACCACAGCCCUGUGGCUUCGCCUGCUGCCCGCUGCUGUAGAGCCCGUUAACCCCCGUGUGUCCACACCGACCCGCCGGCACGGCGAGGAACCACCACAGCCCUGCGGCAUCGCCUGCUGCCCGCUGCUGUAGAGCCCGUUAACCCCCGUGUGUCCGCACCGAUCUGCCAGCACGGCGAGGAACCAGCACAGCCCUGCGGCAUGGCCAGCUUCGCCUGCUGCUGUAGAGCCCGGUACCGUGUGUCCACACCGAACAACCCCGGGCAGCGAUCUGCCCUGGGCUGCACGAGGGUUCGGAGCUGAUCGCCAGGCGCCUUCUGGCUGCUUUUUGGGGGAAAAAAGACCUUUUUCCCCACAGAAAAGAGGCUGGGACGCAAAAGGCGUUUUCUCCCGGCCGGCGCUGCCAUGCUCAGCUCUGCCGGCGGUCACGCCGGUUUCAGCGCGGUGGCGGUUUCCCGUCCCGCUCCGUGCGGCCGCACCAGCACCCUUCGGCUCCGGGCGGCGCUGGCGGCACCGCGGAGUUUAUUGGGAAAAAUAAAAUAAGUAAAAUAAAAUCAGCUUUACGGUGCAAAAGCGAAUCUGUGCGUGGGGGGGGCGCUGCCGGCACAGCCUGAUCCUGGUUUAUAUUGUUCUGUUUGAUUCUGCUUUAGUCUGCUUUGCUUUCUUCUGUUUUACUCUGUUCUAUUUACAAUAUAAUAUGUCAGAUGAUAUAUCAUAGGUGAUAGGUGAUAUAUCAUGGAUGAUAUAUCAUACGUGAUAGGUGAUAGAUGAUAUAUCAUAGAUACUUGUGAUUGAUAUGAUGGUGUGAUAUGAUGAUAUGACAUGAUAUAUAAUAUGAUACAAUGAUAUGAUUUAUAUGAUUUGAUAUGGUAUUAUGCUGUAUCAUAUUAUAUUCUAUUGUAUUAUAUCAUACUAUAUUAUACUAUAUUAUACCAUACUACCUUUCCUUCA